Molecule: messenger RNA, 3862 nt
Organism: Diprion similis
Lineage: Eukaryota; Metazoa; Arthropoda; Insecta; Hymenoptera; Diprionidae
Exons: 4
Coding region: 1-3741 (1246 amino acids)
Source: RefSeq, a predicted model, not a curated record
AUGUAUAAGUAUUUGCGUUUCUUUACCACAGAAAAAUGUUCUACGGAUCUGUGCCGUGAGAGCCAUUCGAAGAAAUUAAAUCAGGAAUAUUUCUUACUUGCUAAACAAUUACAAAGUGCGAAUUCAAACGAAGCCAAUCACGUAAAAUAUUUAAUCACAAAUAUUCUCGUCAUAACCGAGAAAAUUAUACCCAAGUUAAACGGAAGAAAAGUGGAAGAAAAAUCGACAGCUGCAGGAAACUACUCGCCCAAAAGUGUGACAAACUUCAGUAAAACAGACAGAUCUUUCGUCGCUAGCCCUUUCAACAAGUCGAGCAAGACUUCAAAAGAUCUGAUAAUUGGACUAACACAAUCGAACAGAGUAGUGGAACCUCUUGGUAACGCAGAACUCAAGAGAGCCAUUGAGCCAUACGAAUCGACGUCCGGAAACCCAAUAGCAGAGAUAGAUCAAGGUUUACAAAACCACAGAAAUUAUGAAGCAAUUACUGCAUUUGAGACUUUGAAAUUACCUAUUUCAAAUUCUGCAUGUACUAAGAAGUCGAUAAACCGCUGUAAAGCGAUGCUCCGUAAUUCCACUGUCAAUAACUCGACGAACAAUUCUAGAUCAGUUGUAUGUCCGCAGACUGUUAUAAAAAAUCAGAAGCUACCCAUAAAAAAAUAUUGUGGUAACGGCAUUGUUCAGUCGAGCAUAAGCGAUGCUUUGAACAAUGAGAGAGUUUAUUCACUGCCAUUGUCCUCUCUAAAAAGAAAGAAGAACACUACUAGUGAACAUGCAAGAAACAAAAAGUUACAAUUGCCGGUCACAUCAAUGCCCAAUACUGUCAAAAAUCCCGCAAACGUAGUAACGAAGUCUGUAAUAAAACCGUACGAUACAACUUCACUUGUUAAGAUGAAAUCUUCCCCAACAAGAGAGCUGGGAACUGAAAAGUCAGAGAUGGUGUUUGUGAAUAGAAGCAAUGUCCAACCGACAGCUGAAGUCAGCAAGUCCAAGGCAAGGAAACCAAGAUCAAAAUCGAAGACACGGACUAGAACUUUGAACAAGAUUGGAAGAGUCAGAGUUACCGAAGUUCCAUUGGAACACACCAUUGAUUAUGCACCACUAACCGAGUCAAGGGUACCAAUCAAUCAAGAUUUGCCAUUACCUAAGAAAACAUCUUCACCGAAGCAUAUUAUUCAACUGCUUGAGGAAUUAAUCAAGUAUUCAAACCAUGAAACUUCAAUCCCUAGUAUCUAUUCUGUCCCAGUUAUCGCUCGACGUAACGGCCAUGUGGAAGAUACAAAAAAUAGUAUUUCUAAUCUUGCACCUUCAAAAGUAAGACCGGAGACCAAUAUAAGAUCUAAUUCACAGCCCUCUGAGUUUACCAUUGGCGACGACGAGGUUAAAGAAUCGACAAAGGCUUACAGCGAAACUAAUUCGAAUGAUGUUACGACAGGAUACAGUAGAACCUCAAUAUUAAACAUAGGAUGCAGAGCACACUUGAGUGGGGAUCCUAAUUCAAUGAGUUGCUUGUCUUCUAAAUAUUGCCAAGUCUCAUCGACCUCACUUGCGAGUUACGAAAUGUCAGAAGAGAUUAUUUCAAAUCAAAUUUCAGACUCCAUAUUGACGUCCGACGGUUCUCAGAAAGUUUUAAAUGAUUCCAACGAAUACUUCGAUAUCGGAGAAAAUACUCGACAAAUUUCAAACAACCGCAUCCAACGAUUCUGUGAAGAUGAAAAUAUAACAGUAAAUAGUGAUGUUAUACCUAAAAAGAAAUUUGUCAACAAACAUGCUAGGGCUUUGGAUAUGCUUAAGAAAAUUCUCAGCGAUCAUGGUGUGAGCAAUGAACGUUUAAGCAGAGCCGAAAACAAGUCAAGGGACCGAUGGGGAUUUGAUUCAAUUAGAAAAGAAUUGUCUGUGACGAAAUCCUUAGAUGCAAACCUCAUAAAUCAAGGAAAUUCCGAUAAAAUAGUUAGCAGAAUAUCAUCUUCUGACAGGAAUUUUUCACGACUGCUCGUUAGUAAACUUGCUACAUUAUCUGAAUCAGAAAGUGAUCUUCAUUACAUGGAAGUUGCCACCAUGACUUCCGUGAAGGAUUUGGACGUAAAAACAAACGAUAAUACUAAGUUAAGUAGAAUUGAAUCCAUCUUUACUAAUAAAAAAGAUGCAGAUUUGAGUGAAUUUGUGAUAGUUGAAAAUUCAACACAAUUUGAUAUUAUUUCAAAAUCCGAUAAGUCUUUGGGUGAUCUGACGAUGUCUGACACCUUGGUGUCUGGUGCUUUGCAAAGUACAAACACUUCGGUAGACAGUUCUGCGGCAUCAUAUACUUCACCAUCUACGUUCCAUUCGCCAAGUACCAUCCUAAAGGUAGUUACGCCAAAGAUAAAUGAGUUCUUAGAAUAUGAAUUAUCGAAUGACAUCAUUGAAGCUUUCAGAUUAGCUUCGAUCAGAACCGCUAAUUUAUACGCCGCUAUUGAUCUAUUAAAAAAAAAUGUACCAUCUGAUAGUAAAACAAAGUCACAUUCUCUAGCUAUUCAAAAUACUGAUGAUAUUCCUACACGCAUUCCCACCAAUAUAAAUACGUCAGCAGUUAUCGAAACUUUAUGUAAUGCCAAUCGUACGGUGCCAGAUCAUAUUCAAAACUCAAGUAAAGAUUGCAGUUCUGACAUCGGUAAUAGAUCGUUCAUUCAAACAGGUAAUUCGAAGACCAUUCGAACAAAAAUAAGCGAGCAGAUAAUGGCUACCGAAAAACCGGAAAUUGAUACUGAAUAUUCAGCGGUGACAAAAGUGCCGGAAAAAACUUUGAGCACCGUAAAAGUAGCUAAGGAACAUACAACGAAUGGUAAAUUACAAACGACAUAUAACCAUCACUUAGUUGAUUCUACUCAGCCUGAAACGAUCCCAAAAACCUGGACAAAUAAACAACCCAAAGCAACAAAAUUGGCUGGUGUGACCAUUGAUAGAAAAGCAAUCGCGGAACCACAAGGCAGCAAUCUGGGGCAAUGUAGUACCUUCAAAGGAAAAUCUAUUCCGUCUGCAGAGAUUCCUUCGGAACCAUAUUGUUUCGUGAAAGAAGCUAGUCAACUAGGUGUGAAUGAUAGAUCUAUAACUAACAAGUGCCUUGAAACGUUACACUUUGCCGGAAAAGCCUCAAAUACGGGAUCGAGACAUUCGGACACCGAGUCCAAGCCGAAAUGUUCGUUUCCAAACGCUAACACGACGUCGAAAACUGUAACGAAGGUUCAAGAUUCAAUUCCUGGAUCUCGUAUCAAAACUUUGUUAGAGAAAAAUUUGCAGCAUUUCAGUAUAGCCUGUAAUUCGAUAGACGAUGAAAUGGUUUGCGAAAGUGAAGAAGAUGACCGUUUCAUCGAGUCAAGUAAUGAUGACGAAUCGAUCAGCACAAAUUAUUCCGAUACAGCCACUUCGACAGCCUGCAUAUAUUCGGCCAAUUGCUACGUAAUUCCAGAAGUUACGUGUGUUUUAGACGAUCUAUUGAACGAAGUUGUAAAAAUCUGCGAUCUUCUGUCAUCAAAGGACCAAAACUCCGUGAACACCAAGUCAAUUCAAUGCUGUGAUCUGAAAAAAUCUCAACGAAAAUCGAAAGUCUUCAAGUGCGGAAGACGCUCGGUGCUUUGUGAAAAAUCUUGGAGUGCUGUUAGCGGUGCAAUCGUGUCCAGAGAACGUAUUCUAUAUCUCAUUUACGCAGUCAUCUGUUCAUUUGUAUUUUUCGGUCUGCAUUUUUCAGUCUAUUGUGAGCUUCAGUAAUGGUUUAAUCAGCGUUCUCCAAGCUCCUAUAUUUUAUUUACCAAGAAGGAAUUCUUGGAGGCUUGACGAUGCAAAUUCCAGACGUAACUGCAGUUGCCUAUCUGCCAACGAGGCGUCGAUC